UGGCAGGAACAGCGCUGUGGGCAUAACUGUGCCUUCCCAUCACUAUUUCCCAGAUCUAACCUUUCGUCCAUUUUAGUAUUUCAUCCCAGCCGAAAACCCAGAUUUCCCCAACCUUCCGACUUGCGUUCCUCCCGACGAACCCGCGGAUCCGCCAACAAUAGCUACAUACGACAGCAAUCUCAAGAGUACACCCAAACCUCUAGAUCAGCAAUCUCGAGCAGUCUCACCGAGUCUGACGUUCGGUACCUCCACACCGAAACUCGUUCCUGCUAAAACGAAUUUUGUUUCUGCAAUCGAGGAUCCUGUGACGUUCCCCAAAGUUUCGAGCAAGCCUGUUGUUCAACAAACGUCGAGUUUUAAGAUGUCGUCAGGCCACGCAGAGUCUACCCCCAUUGCACAAGGGCCCUCAUCUUCCGUCGUUCAGGGGCUGGCUCAAACACCAGUUGCUGCAAAGCCAUCCGGGGGAUUCAGAAGUGUAGCUUAUUUUACGAAUUGGGGCAUCUACGGCCGCAACUACCCGCCCUCCAAAAUCCCCGCCGAGAAACUAACCCACGUCCUCUACGCCUUCGCCGACAACAAACCCGACGGCACCGUCUUCCUCACCGACACCUGGUCCGACCUGGAAAAGCACUACGAAGGCGACUCCUGGAACGACGUCGGCACAAACAUGUACGGCAACCUCAAACAACUCAACCUCCUGAAGCGCCGCAACCGCAACCUCAAGAUCCUCCUCAGCAUCGGCGGCUGGACCUAUACGAACACAAACAAACACUUGGAUGAACCAGCGGGAAAUCGAGAAGGGCGGCUGCGAUUCGCGAAAAGCUGCGUCCAGCUGAUCAAAGACAUGGGCUUCGACGGCAUAGACAUCGAUUGGGAGUAUCCCCAGAACCCAGGUCAGGGAGAACAACUGCUCCUCCUCCUCCAAGCCAUCCGCGAGGAAAUGGACGCCUACGCUCGAUCCCUAGUUACCCGCCAUGGAUACCCCCGAGCGCCGCACUUCGAACUCAGCAUCGCUGCUCCAGCGGGGAAGACGAAUUACCAGAACCUCCCCCUCGAUCGAUUAGCGGGUGUGUUGGACUUCAUCAACCUCAUGGCCUACGACUACUCGGGCGCCUGGGAAACCGCCACGUCCCACCAGGCGAACCUCUACGCCUCGCAGUCGAACCCCCGCUCCACGCCCUUCAACACGCACGGCGUCAUAAACGACUACCUCGCCGCGGGCGUGCCGAGCGAGAAAAUCGUCCUGGGGAUGCCGCUGUAUGGUCGCGCGUUUCCCCAUACCGAGGGCAUGGGGAAACCGUUUGGGGGCGUCGGCGAUGGCGAUUGGGAGAAGGGCAUCUGGGAUUAUAAAAACCUGCCGAAGCCGGGGUCGCAGCUGCUGUAUGAUAGCGAGGCGGAGGCGCAUUAUUCGUGGGAUCCGGCGAAUGGCGGGACGGUGAUUACGUAUGAUACACCCUUCAUCGCGCAACGGAAAGCCGAUUACAUUGUCCAGCGCAAACUCGGCGGCGCCAUGUGGUGGGAACUCAGCGGAGACCGCCCCGUGACGGACGCGAAUAGUCUUAUUCUCAACACACUGAACCGCCUUACCACCGCGCCCAAUAACGGCAAGAUCAGCUUCAGCGAAAACUGGGUCUGGUAUCCGGACUCCAAGUUUGACAAUCUGCGGACGGGGUUUCCAAAGGAUAAUGUCCCGAUUGUGGAAAUUUGACGAGUGGGCUUUGAAGGAGCACGGUGUUCAAGAGAAAAUGCAGUUAUAGGAAUGGUAAUGGGAAUCUGAUUUGUUUUCGUUUGAGAUGCAUGGACGAGACGAGCAGAAAGAGAU
Messenger RNA from Westerdykella ornata, 1822 nucleotides. RefSeq lists its product as uncharacterized. The transcript is spliced from 4 exons. Gene Ontology annotation, cellular component: extracellular region. Gene Ontology annotation, molecular function: chitin binding; chitinase activity. Gene Ontology annotation, biological process: carbohydrate metabolic process; chitin catabolic process. Bases 362 to 1708 code for a protein of 448 amino acids. The record is from RefSeq and is a predicted model, not a curated record. Lineage: Eukaryota; Fungi; Ascomycota; Dothideomycetes; Pleosporales; Sporormiaceae.